UUCUUUUAAAUUCUAAACUUUCCAAUAUCUAUAUUUCCAAAAGGUCUCUACUUGAUCAUGACCGUACUGCCCUCUCAACACCAAAAUACUUCCACAACCACCAUUUCAGAGAUGUCAUACCACCACAAACAGUCCGUCACCGCCACCACACGUUCACCUUAUUCGUUCUUCUCGCCAAAGCUAUCCGUCUACCUUUGCUCCAUUUGUGUCACCCUUUUCAUCCUUUUCCACAUCAAAAUCCUCCAAACACCAUUACCAUCAUCUCCUAAUUCCCUUUCUUUCCUUCAAAAUUGGCAAGAAAAACUCACAACCAACGAUGAUUCGAAUUUGUGCACAGAUGAUCUCAAUUCGAUGGGUGACAAGCUUAGAGAAUCGGUCACUUUCCUUCCGUUAAAAGACCUUAGGUUCUCCAAUGCAGCCCUUGUUGGUCACACAUGGUUCAUGAGUUCCUUAUAUGACACACAUGAAGAAGGUGAAGUUCAAUACCAACAAUUCCCUUCAAAGUCAUCUGAUGGGAGGAUUUUAUGCAUUAAAGGUCAUGAUAAUCAUGAUGGUUCAUGGAAUUACUAUGCACUUGCAUACCCGGGAUUCCUGCCCAAAAAUGCCACGUUUGUACCAGGGCGAACAUUCGUGGCAUAUAACCAUUAUGAUUUUGGCAAUAUCUGGCACGGAUUGUCCGCCCUAGUCCCGUUUGUUGCGUGGCAUUUAAAGAGCGAGUGUGCACUGCCUGCUCGCUGGAUUUUAUACCAUUGGGGAGAGGUACGAACCGGGAUGAGCCCGUGGUUAAACACACUUAUGGAGGCGACGUUUGGGGGGCCAAUGAACAUUGAGAAAUAUGAUGGCAUUGGGGACGACCAGUCACCAAUGUGUUACGAGGAAGCAGUGGUAAUGAGGCAUAAUGAAGGAGGGAUGUCAAGGGAGAAAAGAAUGGGAGUUUAUGACUUAAUUCGAUGCAAGGUAAGGACAUUGUGUGGCGUUGAGUUGGACAGGACCGAUGGCGAGAUUGGGAUGACGUUAUUCAUGAGGACGGGGCCAAGAUCGUUUAGGAAUGAGACCGCUGUGGUGGAGAUCUUUCAGAAGGAGUGUAACAAGGUGGAUAACUGCCGGUUAACCGUAGCGUACUCAAGUAAUCUUACCAUAUGCGAACAGGUGAAGUUGAUGGGUUCAACGGACAUAUUGGUUUCACCGCAUGGUGCACAACUGACCAACCUAUUCUUAAUGGAUAGAAAUAGUAGUGUGUUAGAGUUCUUCCCCAAAGGUUGGCUAAAGUUAGCCGGAGUAGGCCAGCUGGUCUACCAAUGGAUGGCGAGUUGGUCUGGGAUGAAGCACCAAGGUGCAUGGCGUGAUCCCGAUGGUGAACAUUGUCCUUACCCUGAAACUGACCGUCGUUGUAUGUCCAUCUAUAAGAGUGGAAGAAUUGGAUACAAUGCAACUUAUUUUUCCGAAUGGGCUUCAAGGGUUCUUGACGAAGUUAAAAAGAAGAAAUCUGAAGAAGCUGCUAAAGGGAACAUUAUUCCUACAAAGUGUGCAUGUAGCUGAUAAUUUGUACAUUGCUCGGUAUAAAAUGGGAGGUAUUUUGGUUGAUAUAUGGGCAAUUUAUACUGAA
This is a messenger RNA of Erigeron canadensis, 1606 nucleotides long. RefSeq lists its product as uncharacterized. The record is from RefSeq and is a predicted model, not a curated record. Lineage: Eukaryota; Viridiplantae; Streptophyta; Magnoliopsida; Asterales; Asteraceae. Gene Ontology annotation, molecular function: glycosyltransferase activity. Bases 58 to 1539 code for a protein of 493 amino acids. The transcript has 3 exons.